AUGACGGGGAGUGGGGCCGGAAUAGUUCUAGAGAGCCCUGAAGGUGACAAAUUCGAGUAUGCUAUAAAGCUGGAAUACCCCUCGUCGAACAAUGAAGCAGAAUACAAGGCAUUCUUAGCAGGAGCAAAUGGGCAAACGGAAGUCACCAAUCGGACGAUCCUUCAACAUUUAAAGACGCGCCUGGGAAACGCGAAGGGGGCAUGGGUGGACGAGCUCCCCAGUGUCUUAUGGGCAUAUCGAACGACAUUGAGGACUCCCACGGGAGUAUCCCCGUUCAACCUAACUUCCGGGACGGACGCCGUGGUGCCCGCGGAAAUAGGGGAACUUAGUUGGCGAGUGAGAUAUUACAGCCCAGACUCCAACGAGCAAGGAUUGAGGAUGAACCUAGAUUUUGUUGAAGAAGCCAGAGAAAAAGCCGCAAUCCGAGCUGUCGUGUACAGAACUAGAAUGGCUAAGGCAUACAAUGCAAGAGUCAAGCCAAGAAACUUUCAAGUAGGAGAUCUGGUGAUGCGAAAAGCCGAGGCUUCAGGCCCCAUUGAUAAGCUGGAUCCCAAAUGGGAAGGCCCCUACAAAGUUGUAGAGGUGGUGAGUGCAGGGGCUUACAAGUUGCAACAGCUCGACGGAAAAAGCAUCCCUCGCACGUGA
Molecule: messenger RNA, 645 nt
Organism: Sesamum indicum (sesame)
Lineage: Eukaryota; Viridiplantae; Streptophyta; Magnoliopsida; Lamiales; Pedaliaceae
Source: RefSeq, a predicted model, not a curated record